ACUCCUCCCUCUGCACAAAAGUGCCCGACAGCUGAGAGGGACAGGGAAGUGGAGCCCCUCAGGUAAGGCUGGAGCCGGCCUUGGGUGCAGGCUGGCCCUUCUGACUUCUGACCUCAGGCAAGGCACUGCCGCCCGGGGUCACCAGUUAGUCCACUCCUGGAUAAUUCAGAGGCACCCCUCAUAAGGCUGGGGGAGGAUUAAAGAAGGUCUUAAGCUUAGCACUCAGGGCAGCACCCGGUGCGGGGAACACCUCGGGUCAGCCUGGCUGCGGUGCUACCACGCUUCUUAUCAGGCCUUGAGGGGGCUGGGUGAGGGACCUGCAGCCGGGUUACUCCAGGUGCUUCUAGAAAAAUGCCAGCGCAAACGUGUGCUUUAAAAAUUAGGAGUAACCUGUACACCUGCGCUGUCAAUAUGGUAACCACCAGCCACGUGGCUUGUUUUUAACAAGUAAGUUAAUUAAAAUAGAAAAUGAAUUCCUCCAUUGCGUUAGCCACCUUUCAUAUACUCAGGGUCUGCAUGGGGUUAGUCACCGCCCUGCCCCAUAGACAGACAGAAGUUUCUCUCAUUGGAGAAACUUCUAGUAGAAGUGCUGCUCUAAGAAGAAUAGAAACGGAGCUGGGUAUGGUGGCACACGCUUGUAAUCCCAGCAUCCCCACCACUGAGGAUGCUGAGGCAGGAGGAUUGCAAGUUUGAGGUCAGUCUCAGCAACUUGGCAAGAUUCUGUCUCAAAAUUAAACUCAAAAGGACUGAGGAUGCGGCUCAGUGGUGAAGCGCCCCUGGGUUCAACCCCUGGUACCAAACAAAAAAACCCAAAGUGUCAGGAGCAGGUGCAAGCGUAUCAGUAACUGUCCUAAGUGAGCAGGGGUUCACUCUUUUAAAGCAAAGACCUUUCUACUGAACUUGUACUUGAAAAAUGUUCAACUCUAUGCUGUUUUUACAAGAGACACAUAAAGGAUGAGCCCAGAUCAAACGUGUUGGGAGACAGUGGUUGGAGACCGCAGGGACCCCUAAGGCAGGGCGCCCCCUCCAUGUUAAAUGUGGGUACCUGGGGAGCCUGUAGGGACAAGAUCGGUCCAACCGCCGCUGCUGCUGGUGCCUCACCUGUUGACAGUGCCUUGGCCUCCCGGGUGCCUGCGUGCUGCUCCUGUGAAGUUCCUGCUGUAGUUUCUUAGUCACACUCCCCAGAGCCUCACCUGUUUUCUUAGCCGUGUCCAAACCAACUCAAAGUUUAAUGAUCAACUAUUCAGAUUUUUUCUUUUUUUGGGGGGCGGGGGGGUACCAGGGAUUGAACUCAGGGGCACUGGACUACUGAGCCCCCUCCCCAGCCCUAUUUUGUAUUUUAUUUAGAGGCAGGUCUCACUGAGUUGCUUAGGGGAUUGCUUUUGCUGAGGUUGGCUUUGAACUCUUGAUCCUCCUGUCUCGGCCUCCCAAACUGCUGGGAUUACAGGCGUGCGCCACCACUCCCAGCUAACUAUCCUGAUUUUAUUUCCUGUUUUAUUACAUCUGUUUUUAUAUUCAUUAAUUCCUCUUGUCCUUGGGUUCAUUUCAUUCUAAUUUUUCUAACUGCUUCAUUCACAGACUGAAUUCAUUUAUUUUCGGUUAUUUUGGAGGUUCUGAUGAAAAGUUCUAGUUUCCGUAAUUACCUCCCACAGUUUUUGUUAUGUGGCCCUUUUAUUCUCAUUCAAUUCCAAAUAGGUCGUUAUUUCCUCUUGAUUUCAUCUUUAUGCUAAGUUGUUUUAGAUGUGUAUUUUUGAUUUCCACAUGUGCAAUUGGGAGUGUGUGUUGCUGGUUGUUUUUCUUUUUCCUCUGGAUGAGAAAUGCAUCAUUUUAAAAGAGCUUUUCUGCCUGCUGUCAUCCCAGCAGCUCUGGAGGCUGAGGCAGGAGGAUCACAGCUUCAAGGCCAGCCUCAGCAACUUAGUGAGACCCUGUCUCUAAAUAAAAUAAUUAAAAACCGGCUGGGGAUGUGGCUUAGUGGUGAAGUGCCUCUGGGUUCAAUCAUCCCUGGUACCAAAUCAAAAAAAGCUUGUCUGCCAAGCAGGAACCGCUGCCCGCCUUGCUUUUGGCCGCCUCCCCUUGCUCCACAGGGCAAGGGGGGAUGAGCUCCAGGCCCCACAGGUGGCUUUCCAAGUGGGGCAGGGGCGUCUGGAGAUGGGUGGAAGGAGCCGGUGGAACAGCGAGCCUGGUGGUCCUCCUGUGCAGCUGCCUGGGCACCCGGGGCUUUUCUCUUCCCAACUCUCCUAAGAGCUGGUGAGAAAGCAUUUAUUAACCCCGUAAGAUGAGGACACGGAGGUCAUGGGAGGCCAUCUGCCCAAGGUCGCACAGAGCAAGCGGUGGAGCUCCCACUGCACCAGGCUCCCAGGCCCGGGGUCAGUCCGUGACGUUCACAGAGCGUUUCCACGUCCCUGUUGGAUGCGUGUUCCCAUGGGCUCUGGUCGCGGGCAGCGGGGCGUCCUGUUCCCGUUUUACACGUGAGCAAACUGACACUGAGCCCAGGGGGCACUUGGCUCCAGGCAGCUGGGGAGGGCAGAGUGAGGUGCCCACAGGGGCUGCGGCCGCCCUUAACAGCGCACAGAUGCCAGGAUCCCCCAGGCCGCCAGGGAGCCAGAGGCAGUGACGGAAGAUGAGCCCGCCACGCGGGACAGAGCCCACCAGGCAGGACAGAGCCCGCCACAGGACAGACCCGCGCCCCGCGGCAGCCGGGCUCCUAUCCGUGCCUGUCCAGCCCCGCGCGGGAGAGGAAGCACCUAUCUCCCGGGGCUUCGGGGCAUUUGCAGGAUUUUUCUUCUUUUUGAGAUUCUUGUCUUUUUCGUUUUUCAUCUUUAACCAAUGGUCCAUUCAGACAUAAAUUCAUUUAGGACUAAACGCUUCACAAUUCAAAAUAAAGAAUUAGAGUCACCCCGCGGUUGAGGGGUCCCUAAUGAGGGGCUGGCUGCCUCGCGCCCUCCUGAUUUCUGGUGUUUUGAGUUGUUUGGUUUUGAGGUACCAGGGAUUGAACCCAGGUGUCUACCACUGAGCCACAUCCCAGCCCCUUUUUUAAAGGUUCUCUAAAGGAGCUCUACCAACUUCCCAGGCUGGCCUUGACUUGCCUUCUCCUGCCUCUGCCUCCCUAGUAGCUGGGAUUACAGACGUGCAGCACCUCCUCCAGGCCCGCCGCUUCCUACAUUCACUUACCACACCCUGAAAAUUCUCUGCUUGAGCUGAGUGCCAUGGCCCAAACCUGUCGUCCCAGCUCCACAGGAGGCUAGGGCAGGAGGAUGGCAAGGUCGAGGCUGGCCUGGGCAACUUAGUAAGACUCUUGGGAAAAAAAUCUCUAUUUUACUUUAAAGGAGGAAUUGUUAAUCUACUAAUUUUUAAAAGAUGGACAUUGAAGCAGAUCUUUUAUCAAUGCAUCCAUGAACUCUCCGGAAUUUCUUCCUAACAUUUACUGCAGUGUCCUUUCCUCAUUUCUAUGUAAAUUAAAACGACUUGGGAGGCCUACAGGUUCCUCAAUAAAAAAAAAAUGGAAAAGAAGAGGUGAAUGGACCUUAGUGGCCACACCCCCUCAGGUAGCAUCUGCACAGGACAGCAAGAGUAAAAUUUAAAAUAGGUCACCUCACUCCCAGCGCAAGCCACCAGAGACUACCAUCCACCGAGAAUGAAACCGUUCCUGUCCUGGUGACCCACAAGGCCCCACGUGGUCUGGCCCUGCCUGCUUCUCCCCUCAUAGUGUCCCAUCUCUCGCUCGCUGGGCUCGGGCCGCUCUGGCCUCCUUGCUGUUUAGCCCAGUGAUCAAAGCCUUCAUCUUCUAGCCAUCUCAGCCCUGCCUCUUACUUGCUGUGUGACUGUAGGAAAGCUGCUUAGCCUCUCUGCACCCUGGAGGAGGAUGCUCAUGGUACACUGUGAGACUAAUGUGUAUACAGCUCUUGAAACAGGGGCUGGCAUUUAGCCAAUGUCAUAGGUAAGUUCCAGCUGUGAAUAUUCAUAAUUGCUCAAACACACCUCGAGCCCUUCCGACCUGUGUCCCCUCGGUCUGGUCUGCUGUUUGCCACACUUUCCCCAUGGCCUUCGCCCCCACUUUAUCUGGAUCUCUGCUCAAAUGUCCCCUCCCCAGAGGGGCCUGAGCUGACCCUAUUUGAAUUGAUACUCCUCUCUCACUCCCAAACCCGUGUCCCUGCUUUGUCCGUGACAUUUAUCAACACCUGAGGUUACAUUAUGAACUUAUUUAUCUUGUGCCUGUUUCUACUAACACCUCGGUCCCUGGAGACUCCGCUGAUUGCCAGCCUCAAGGACAGGGCCUGGCAUGUGGCAGAUGCCAGAUAAAUAAAUGUGGAUGGAUGGACGGGCAGACGGGUUGUGGGUGGGCCGGGCCCCGCCUGCGCUGCCCCUGUGUGCCUCUGUGUCCUUGCUGGGUGGCCUGACCUUUGGCUAUGAGCUGGCGGUCAUAUCGGGUGCGCUGCUGCCCCUGCAGCUUGACUUUGGGCUCAGCUGCUCAGAGCAGGAGCUCCUGGUGGGCAGCCUGAUGCUGGGCGCUCUGCUGGCCUCCCUGGUGGGGGGCCUCCCCAUUGACCGCUACGGCAGGAAACGAGCCAUCCUGGGGAGCAACCUGGUGCUGCUGGCCGGCAGCCUGAGCCUGGGCCUGGCGCGCUCCCUGCCCUGGCUGGUGCUGGGCCGCUCGGCCGCCGGCUUUGCCAUCUCGCUGUCCUCCAUGGCCUGCUGCAUCUACGUGUCGGAGCUGGUGGGGCCGCGGCAGAGGGGAGUGCUGGUGGCUCUCUACGAGGUGGGCAUCACCGUGGGCAUCCUGUUGUCUUACGCCCUCAACUACGCCCUGGCCAGUGCGCCCCGGGGCUGGAGGCACAUGUUUGGCUGGGCCGUGGCGCCCGCUGUCCUGCAGAGCCUGGGCCUCCUCCUCCUCCCUGCUGGUGCAGACGACACUGCCGCUCACAGGGACCUCGUGCUGCUCCAGGGAGGUGAGGCCACCAAGCUGGGCCCCGAGAGGCCACGCUACACCUUCCUGGACCUCUUCAGGGCCCGGGGCAACAUGCGAGGCCGGACCGCCGUGGGGCUGGGGCUGGUACUCCUGCAGCAGCUCACAGGGCAGCCCAACGUGCUCUGCUACGCCUCCACCGUCUUCCGCUCGGUCGGCUUCCGCGGGGGGUCCUCAGCUGUGCUGGCCUCCGUGGGGCUCGGCGCCAUGAAGGUGGCGGCCACCUUGAUGGCCGUGGGGCUGGUGGACCGUGUGGGCCGCAGGGCCCUGCUGCUUGCCGGCUGUGCCCUCAUGGCCCUGUCGGUCAGUGGCCUGGGCCUUGUCAGCUUUGCUGUGCCCGUGGACUCUGGUCCAAGCUGCCUGGCCUUGCCCAAUGCCACUCGGCAAGCUGGCCUCCCUGGAGGCUCUGACCUGCUACAGGACUCAGCUCCACCUCCAAUGCCGAGAGCCGGCGGGGACCCACAGGAGCCCGCCUUGUCCGCCUCCAAGAAAGCCAAGACCCGUCCAGCAGGCAGAGAUGUCCGCACCCCUGCCCCGCCUGCCCUGAGCACCUCCUCCCCGGUGACCCCUGGUCCCGCCCCACAGCAGGUGGUGCUGCGCUGGGCCGCCCUGGUCUGCAUGAUGGCCUUUGUGAGCGCCUUCUCCUUCGGAUUUGGCCCAGUGACCUGGCUGGUCCUCAGCGAGAUCUACCCUGUGGAGGUCCGAGGGAGAGCCUUCGCCUUCUGCAACAGCUUCAACUGGGCCACCAACCUCCUCGUCAGCCUCUCCUUCCUCGAUCUCAUUGGUGCCAUUGGCCUGUCCUGGACCUUCCUGUUCUACGGACUGACGGCUGUCCUCGGCCUGGGCUUCAUCUACUUAGUUGUUCCUGAAACCAAAGGCCGGUCCUUGGCCGAGAUAGACCAACAGUUCCAGAAGAGUCGGUACGAGGCUCACCCUGUGCUUUGGCCACAGACAGAGCUUGGCUGGUGUCCAGUACAGCCGCCUGGAUGUCCCUGUGGCCUCCUGAGGAGUCCCCUGCCUGGACAUGCUGAGGCGUUGAUGUCAGAGACCGUCUCCGCUUCCUGCCUGCUGGGCCCCAGAGCACAGGCUCCAGGUGUCCUUGAGAGCCACCCCUGCCCCAGAGGAGGCCAUGUCUGCUGGGGGGAGACAGAUGAAAGUCUGAGAACCCCAAACUGCUCGUUUUGAGUGUAGCACCUGGAGGGCCUCAGUUUCCCCUCCGACUCGGCCCACGUCUACACUAUUUGCCAUGAGGGUGUUUUGGGAGUCUGGUUGCGCUCUGGGCCUUCUCAGAUGAUCUCUAGGCUGCAGAUCCUGGUGGAAGUGUUUCCUGGAAUCGCCCCUAAGUCCCGUUGAGGAGACCCCAAUCUCUGCUCUCUUCCCAUCUGCCUGGGAGCCGGGGGAGGGGACGCUGCCCCUGGGCGCCCAUGUCUCCGCCCCACUGGCCCUAGAUAUUCAUCAUUCACCCACAACUCUGCCUACUUUACAGGAGGCCUGAGUCUUGUCCUGGUCCUGGUUCUAGUGACACUAUCACGACCGUGGGCCUCAGUUUCCCCACACGUGCAAUGGGAGGCCUGGACCCGUUGAUUUAAAAUGUCUCCUGACCCCAGUGGGCUGGGUUCUAAGAGCCCAUCAGACUCGAAGCCUGGGCUCUGCCCUCAAUUAGCUGGGGUUCUGGGGAACGUGGGUUCCAGUCAGCAGACGGUAGACAGGGUUCCACAGCUGUGCACCCCGAAAUCCAAGAGCCAGCCUGGGGCCAUUCCAGGGUGGUGCAGGAGGGGCUCCAGAAGGACAGGGUGGGGGCCCACAGACCUGGAUGUCAGUGGGUGUGGCCUCUGCUUGGGCAGCUGUUGACCUUAAGUAACAACUCCCUCAAGCCUCGUUUCCUCGUCUGUGAAAUGGGGCAGUUGUGCCCCUGGGGGUAUAUUUAACCCGGUCCCCCUGAGAAGGAUCUCCAGUGGGUCCCAUUCAUCUAACCCGGCCUGGGGAACUUCUGUGCGCCAGGGCCCCCCUUGGGCACGUUGUCAAGGGCCAGGUUUCAGGGGCAGGUCGGAUGAGAUGAGCAGGUAGCCGGGGCCAGAGGUCACUUAGGGAGGGACUGACUGGACAGAGCUCCCAGAUCUGGGGGGCAGGGCACGAAGGAGACCAGAGGUGCGGGUCUCCACACUGUGCAUGGGUGCACACACCCCACCAGUUGUCCUUUCUUCUCUGUUUCUAGAUGUUUCCCUCAGAUUCAGUGCUGAGCCACAUCUGGUUUGUUCACUUUUAACAACAUUUUGUUAAAUUGUCAAAGAGUUUUUCAAACUGGUCAUUUGUAAAAAUAAAACAAAUGAGAAAAUAUUGUGUUAUUAAAAAUGAUGAUUGAAAUUAUUUGAACUUAUAAGCAAACCAUAUUAAAAAGCAAAGUCACUGAUAUUCAAAACUCA
This is a messenger RNA of Marmota monax (woodchuck), 7386 nucleotides long. RefSeq names its product solute carrier family 2 member 10 (gene Slc2a10). The transcript has 5 exons. Gene Ontology annotation, biological process: transmembrane transport. Bases 4304 to 6148 code for a protein of 614 amino acids. The record is from RefSeq and is a predicted model, not a curated record. Gene Ontology annotation, molecular function: transmembrane transporter activity. Lineage: Eukaryota; Metazoa; Chordata; Mammalia; Rodentia; Sciuridae. Gene Ontology annotation, cellular component: membrane.